CCCUAUUCUCUCUCUCUCUCUCUCUCUCUCUCUCUCUCUCUCUCUCUCUCUCUCUCUGUGUAUAUAUAUACACAUAUUUUUACAUAGAUAGAUAGAUUGAUUGAUUCUAUUCUGAAAUAAUCAAGUCUGGCGCUCUGAUCAGUCGUAUAUGCCCUCCUCCGUUGCUCCUCAGCUCUGCAGCAGCAGCAGCAUUCUUACUACUAUUAGGUUUUGAUCGAUAUAUAUAUAUAUAUAUAUAGAUCGAGUGAUUGUGUGAGAGGGGGAUGAUGGCGAUGGGGAAGUGGCGGAAUCUGAUGCACCUCUUUGUGACGGUGUUCCUGUCGUAUUUCGCUUCGUUGGUGGUGAAUCCCACCAUUGCUGAUGUCACCAUGGAAGCUGUGUGCCCUGGCAAGGACGAAUGCUCCCUCGCCAUAUAUCUCUCUGGUUUCCAGCAGGCGAUUGCAGGGAUAGGGUCGGUGAUAAUGAUGCCACUGAUUGGUAAUCUAUCUGAUAGGUAUGGGCGUAAGGUUCUGCUCACCAUACCGUUGAGCAUAGCCAUCAUUCCAUUCGCCAUACUGGGGGUGAAGAGGAGCAAGGAAUUCUUCUACGUGUACUAUGUGACCAAAACCCUAACAGCGAUGGUGACUGACGGAGGAGUGAUGUGCAUCUCGGGGAGUUAUUUGGCAGACAAUGUCGGAGAGGGAAGCCGCGUCUCCGCCUUCGGAAUUCUGUCGGGAGUAGUCUCUGCUGCCACAGUCUGCGGAACAUUGGCGGCUCGCCUGCUCCCCAUCGCCACCAUAUAUCAGGUGGCCACAGUUGUAGCCGUCGUUGCUGCGCUUUACAUGAGGAUCUUUCUCGAGGAGAAGGAGAAGGAGACGACGACCACCGCCUCUACUUUGGAGCACCCAAUCUUAAAACCUGCUUCUGCCUCUGCCUCUGCAGGAGGAGGUCCUAUCAAAAACGUUAUUCCAAUGCCAAAGGAUAUAAUUCGCUUGCUCAAGAGCAGCGUUACCGUGUCGCUGGCAUCAUUUGUCGCAUUCUUUAACAGUCUCGCUGAGGCAGGAGUUCAAGCUUUCUUAAUGUAUUACUUGAAGGCGCGGUUCCACUUCCAGAAAGACCAAUUUGCUGACAUAUGGCUCAUCACCUACAUUGCGGCUACCAUCUCCAACAUGGUGCUAAUGCCCACGCUUGGACUCCUUGUAGGAGAGGAGACCCUGCUUUGUAUUGGACUUUUUGCUGGAUUCCUUAAUAUGCUACUUGACAGCGUAGCCUGGGCAACUUGGGUACCAUAUGCUUCGGCUUUGUUGGGCAUCUUCCUUUUCCUAGCAGCUCCUAGUAUAAGAUGCAUUAUUUCAAAACAGCUUGGACCCUACGAGCAGGGGAUUGGGCAAGGAUGCCUGAUGGGCAUUGCCUCAUUUGCCAACGUCAUCUCUCCAUUAAUUUACAGUCCUCUUUCAGCUUUAUUUUUGUCGGAUGGAGCUCCAUUCUAUUUCCCUGGAUUCAGCAUGCUCUGUGUAGGACUUGCUUGGUUCAUUGCCUUCAUUCUUAGCAUCGUCAUCAAGUUCCGGCCAUUCUUCUCCAGAGACGCAGCAACCCAGAGAAGUCAAGACCAUCAACGCCAGCCUUGCUUAUUGGCAUAACACCCACCUAACCUACUCCGCCUACGGAUACCACAAAAGCCAUCCAUCCAUCCCCCAAACUCCCUCAAUUUCCAGCUGCCUGCACCGCACUCAUUCUCUAACCACAAGUUUGUUGUUGCUGCUGCUUGCUUCAGAAACACACUAGUUAGAGCAACACUGGUUUUCUUUUCUUCCUUUAUUUAUACAUAUAUAUAUAUAUAUAUUUAUAAUUCAUGUAUUUGUAAAACUGUAAAUACAACACAACUACCACUUACAUCAUUCGUCUCACAGAGAGAAUUAUCACAGGCUCUGCCUUUUGAGUGCUUAUAUAUACACCCAAGGUGAAACAGGUGAAGAUAUUCUUCUGAUAUUGAGCAAUGGUUCCAGUAGAAGUAUCCUGGAAAGGAGCAAGAACAUGUCAGUGAGAGAGCAAGUGAGCGGGAAGAAAACCAAAAAGAAGACAGGCAGAUCCUAACACUGCAAAACACUAAAUUAAAAUCAAAACCAAUGCAAGUUCAGCAAUAACAAAACAUCCACAAGAGAGGCUACCUACCUUAGAUUCACUGG
This is a messenger RNA of Andrographis paniculata, 2165 nucleotides long. RefSeq lists its product as uncharacterized. The transcript is spliced from 12 exons. Lineage: Eukaryota; Viridiplantae; Streptophyta; Magnoliopsida; Lamiales; Acanthaceae. Gene Ontology annotation, biological process: transmembrane transport. The record is from RefSeq and is a predicted model, not a curated record. Gene Ontology annotation, molecular function: transmembrane transporter activity. Bases 264 to 1619 code for a protein of 451 amino acids.